Molecule: messenger RNA, 1866 nt
Organism: Macadamia integrifolia
Lineage: Eukaryota; Viridiplantae; Streptophyta; Magnoliopsida; Proteales; Proteaceae
Exons: 5
Coding region: 370-1680 (436 amino acids)
Source: RefSeq, a predicted model, not a curated record
AACCAUUUAUUCAUCACGUUGAUAAGCUUAGCACUUCACAGAUGCUAAUACAGGUACUAGGUCAAGAAAUUUCUUGUCGACGCGGCACACAAUAGAAGGUCCAAUGGGAGUCGCCACGUCGCCUGCGUGGGGAUCUUUUUCUAUUUAUUUAUUUUCUUUCUUUAUGAUAACACCUAAAACUAUAGUAGAUUUCGCAGUCAUGGUCGGCCGGCGGUGGCGCUCCUGCCCGAGUGCUAUGUAGCCACUUCCCAAAGUUCACACUAAACAAUCUAACAUAGGAUUGGCAGUCUCACCGGAACGUGUUUCGAAGAAGUCGGGAAUUCGUUGGGAAGUCCAGGUUUCCUGGAUCCCCGUGUAGUUUUGUACGUCAUGAAUAGUGUCAAGAUUAGCUGGGUUGGGCAAACGUUUGCCCUAGCUAAGUGCAGUGACUCUGGAGGGAAGAAGUCCCGUAUUCGCCGUUCAAAGGAGGAGAGGAAGGAGAUGGUUGAAUCUUUCAUAAAGAAGUACCAGAAAGCAAACAAUGGGAAUUUUCCCUCACUUAAUCUCACAAACAAAGAAGUUGGUGGUUCGUUCUACACAGUCCGAGAAAUUGUCCGGGAAAUAAUCCAGGAAAAUAGAGUGUUGGGCCCUGCUAAGUUAACUUUAGAAGAGCAAGACACUGAUCAAGUCUCUGAGCACUAUCCAUUGGGAUCAAUUUCCAUUGAACCUCAACGUCAAUUAUCCAUCUCAUCCUCUGAAUUUGUCACAAGUGAUAACCAAAUUAUCGAUAAAGAACUGGUUUCAUCGUCUGGUGGACAAUCUACUGGUCAUACUGAACAGUCUGAAAAUGGGAAAUAUAUUAAUGGGACGUGGAUGGGAGGAGAAUAUGAAGAAUCUAAUACCGAGAACUCCCUGGUGCAGGGCAGUGCCACAACACAAGUAGAUGGUGAGCCAGUAUUUGUCAAGGUCCAAGUUGAUGAAAAAUUGGACGGAGUUGAAAUUGUUCAAGAAGCACCUAUCCCGACAGUAACUCCGAUUGCAACAGGCAUCAUUGUGGAGUCAAUUCCAUUAAAAUCUGCUGGUAAGCUGACUUAUGAUGCAGAUUGGACAUCAGGAGAAGCCAGUGACAUUCCUGAAACCCUGAAAGUACAGGAACCCAACAAAUUGGAAACAGCAACAGGCAACACUGGUUUGUUGGUUCACAGAAUAGACUCCACAGAGGAAAAUAUUUUUGCUUUAAUGGAUAAAAAAGAAGCUGUAAACAAUUCAGAACCAUUUCAGGAAAAAAUAGUUUGUCCUGAAACCCCCAAAAGCACUGCAAGUACUCUUCUAGAGGGCAUAGGAGUCCCAGUUGAAGUGUCUCAGAUUGGUGUCUUAACCUUGCAGGCCGCUGAUCAAAAGAAGGCAGUUAUUGGAAUUGAGCCUAAACUUGUUCCAGCUGAAAUCCAUUCUCAGAAUGGCACUGCCAGUGGUAGUACCACUGCAUCGGGAGAGUCACUUUCUCAGGAGGCAAUAAGCAAAACCAUGUCUGGUAAUCAACAUGGUCAAAGCACUGGGGAAGGAAGCAAUUCCACUUUAAACAGACUUAACCUUGAAUCAUGGGAAGGAGCAACCAAGAAAUCUGCGAAGGCUGAAACAAAUCCAUUUUGGACAGUGCUUAAAGAAUUUAUCUCGGCCUUUGCGAAGUUUUGGUCUGAGUAAUUUCCCCUCAUUAUAUUUUGAGUGUAAUUUUAAGAGGCAUGUAUGAUGAAUGAAGUUGGCAUGAUUAGAUGCUUGUGAGUUGUGACUGGUGAGUUGUAAUCUAAUUUUGUAGAGCUUUUCAGUCACUGUGUUAAUCUUCGAGAAGAAUUCAAUGCAUAAAUAGUUGGUGUUGGUUGGCUGUAUGUA